This is a messenger RNA of Diceros bicornis minor, 733 nucleotides long. RefSeq lists its product as uncharacterized. The record is from RefSeq and is a predicted model, not a curated record. Bases 56 to 733 code for a protein of 225 amino acids. NCBI's taxonomy places the organism in Eukaryota, Metazoa, Chordata, Mammalia, Perissodactyla, Rhinocerotidae. The transcript is spliced from 3 exons.
CCAGCCUUGGGCCUGAUGAGAGCUUGGCCCAGAGCCCCCACGUUCAUCAUUCACAAUGAUGCCUCAGAAACUCUCCCAGAGCCCCUUCACCCUCCAACAGAUGUCACCCCGGAGCCAGCCGUGGAAGAUGUGCAGGAUGAACACAGCAACACCGGCCCCAGGUCCCUCAGCGGGGUCAUCCUGUCAGCGCUGGGGCCUAAGAACUCCUGGACUCGCUGCACUCCUACUGCUUCUGGUCCCGGGGGAACAGGAGCACGGGUGCCGCCUGCAGGAGCAGGUGGAGAAGGACAGCGAGCUGAAGAGGGGCAGCUGCCGACAGCCAGGUGCACACGCUGCAGGAGGAGCUGGACGAGCUGAAGGGAGGGGCUCCCUAACUGAGCAGCCUGCUGCCCCCAGCCGAGCGUCAGCUGCAGAGCUCCAGCCAGCGGCAGAAGCAGAGCAGUGGGCAGUGGUGGAGGUAGAGCUGGCUCCAGCUCCGUUGACACCUCCUCCUCUAGCGCUGGAGUCAGCGUCCCCUCCAUCAGCAGUGGUGGAGCUGGAGCAAGGGCCAACAUGGGCUCCAGCAGGAGUGGGAGCUGCUGAGCUGGAGUCACCUGGACCAUCAUUUCUAGUGAGAAGUCCAUCUCCACCUGUGGCUCUUAAGGAGGGUGAGAAGCUUAAUCUCACGGCCUUCCCUCUUAAGCUGGUGAUGGAGCUGUUGACCGUGAUGGAUCCGUGUCAGGUACUAAGUUGA